Messenger RNA from Rhizoctonia solani, 1215 nucleotides. RefSeq names its product Dyp-type peroxidase family. The record is from RefSeq and is a predicted model, not a curated record. The coding region runs from base 1 to 1215 and encodes 404 amino acids. The transcript is spliced from 7 exons. Gene Ontology annotation, molecular function: heme binding; peroxidase activity. Gene Ontology annotation, cellular component: cytosol. NCBI's taxonomy places the organism in Eukaryota, Fungi, Basidiomycota, Agaricomycetes, Cantharellales, Ceratobasidiaceae.
AUGAACAUCUCAUUCACAUACACUGGUCUCCAAAAGCUGGGUCUUGACGUGGAUAAAUCACCGAGUCCUGCAGGAUCCGGACUCGAUAUUCUGAAGAAGGGCCAAUUGGCUGAUGCUGCAGACCUAGGGGACCCGUUAGAUAACGCCACGAAUCUGCCAUCGCAGUGGAUAGACGAGUUCAAGAAUGACCAUAACCAAAUCCAUGGAACUCUGCUUAUUGCCUGUGAAUCUGGGGAGACGGCUGAGAAGUGUAAAGAAAACUUGAAAGAUUUGCUUGGAGAGCACAUCAAGAUUGUUUAUGAAUUCCAAGGAGAUGUUCGUGCAGAUGAGCAAACAAAGGAACGUCAUAGUCUCAAGGACCAUGAGCAUUUCGGUUGGAAGGAUGGAAUAUCUAAUCCGUGGCUGAAGGACGUAUUUUGCAAAUGUCGGCGGAUUCCUGGACAAUCAGCCAUAGAUCCAGAGAUUAUACUUCUCCGGAAAGGCCCCGAGUGGGCAAAGAACGGGAGCUACUUGGUGUUCAGAAAGCUCGCUCAACUCGUUCCAGAGUUCAAAAGCUUCUUGAAAGAGAAUCCCGUUAAAUCUUUUGGGGGUCGUACAUUGUCACCUGAAGAAGGAGCCGAUCUAAGAGGAGCCCAAUUUGUUGGACGUUGGCCAAUGGGGACCCCGCUGGAGACACCCGACAGUGAGGUUAAGGAGAAGCCUGAUGUGGCAAGCGAUCCGAUGAGAAACAACGACUUCCUAUUUAAAGCCCAGGAUCAAUCUAAAUGCCCGUUCUCGGCUCAUAUACGCAAGAUGAACCCGCGCGAAGAUGAAGACGCCAUGAAGCACAAUGGCUUUGGAAAAAAUUUUCUGGUCAGGCAAGGAAUUGCCUAUGGGAAAGAGGUCACGGACAAGGAGAACCUGACCGGAAUAACGGAGCUAGAUCGCGGCUUGGCCUUUGUGUCUUAUCAGUCUAAUAUCCAUGAAGGUUUCAGGUUCCAACAGACGAUGUGGGCAAAUAAUGCCCACUUUCCAAUGACGGCAGGGGUUGAAACAGGGCUUGAUCCUUUGAUCGGACAACUUACACCAACAAGAGCCCUCGCGAAAACGUUCUCAACAAAAGCUCCAAACAAGGAUUCCAUUGGUCUAAAGCAAUUCGUGAAGCCACUAGGAGGUGUAUAUUGCUUCGUGCCAUCGAUAACGACUCUGAAACAAAUUGCUGGAAUGAAGAAGUAA